CCUCCCUUUCCCAUACGAACACUCCAGAUUUCCACUGUUAACCAUAGCGAAAUCCUCCGAGUCUUUCACAUCUUAUCAUGGCAUCUCCAUCUCAUACACGCGCUGUUCCCGCUCGCUCAGUGGCUCGCAGUCUGGCCGACGCCGCCGCUGCUCUUCGUGCGCAAGAAUGGCGAGGCGACAGCUCAAAUAGUCGCGUUAACUCAUCAGUUGUCCCGCGUCAAAUGCCGCCAUACGAAGAGGACAUCUCAACGUCCUACAGCGCGCGCUACAGCGUCCAGGACGAGCAAAACGGAGCCUUGUACGACCGCGAGGCCUUCUACGAAGAGCUACGCGAGCGCCACCGCAACUUGACGGAAAGGCAGAGACUCGCACGAGAGUUUUUCGCUCAAAACCUUCAGCAUAGCCAGCAUAGACCAUGGGGAGAAGAAAACGAAACACUAAGAGGCCACAACGCAGCCAAAAGACAGCGAGUCGUCGCGGACAGGAGUCCACAGAGACGCCAACCAACAGAUAAACCGAGAAGAGCGUCACCAAGACCGACACAGCCUGUACAGGAGUCAGGAUUAGUGAUAUCGUCUUCGAUUAGACCGGAGACGCCGAAUUCGAGCGGGUUACAUGAGGUUACGAACGCUCCGUCAGUUAUUGAAGACGCAGAGAGUGAAGGUGCGGUGGGGGGAGCAGGGAAGAAGCGCGUGCGGUAUCUGCGCGAUACCGAUCGCCGCAAUAUUAUCAAACGUAUUGAAAACGGAGAGAAACAGGCAGCACUGGCGCGGGAAUUCGGCGUCACAAGAGCAGCUAUUUGCCAUAUUAAGAAGAAUCGCUUCGAGAUUCUAUCACGCUACAAUACGCUGGUGAAAUCUGCUCAAGAAAUUGAUUGCGCGGAUAAUUUUGUCGGACCGCCAGGAAUGGACAUGAUGGUGCAUCAAGUUCGCGCCAAGUCUGUCUUGUUGCUGAUGACUAUGCUACGUGACAAACGCUCGAAUGGAGCCACGUUCCGUCGCGUGGCAGGCCGAUUGAUAAUGAUUUUAUUGGAAGAGACGUUAGGAGUUCUAGGCACAGGCAGUGUGGAGGUGAUAACUGGUACUGGCCAUCUGUACCGGGGUCUAGAACUUAGACAUCAGUUCUGUGGUGUGGCUGUCGGUACAGAGGGGUUCCCAUUCCUCGUAUUGUUCCAUCAAAUGGAACCUGAAGCUCCUCAAGGAUCGAUUCACGUUCAAGCAGAGACGGACAAACGAGGUGACCGCGUUUGGCGCUUGGAUCACAUGGAUCUACCAGCUAAUAUCGCUCAACACAAGGUGCUGCUGUUUUCCUCUACAUGUAGUACGGGUAACGCCGAAUGCAAGGCCAUUGAGGUGCGUGAGUUAUAAGGUUGUCUCCACUGAGUUGUAGAGAUUGAUUGUUAUGGAUAGGCUUUGUGUAGUAUUGGCUGCGACGAACGCAGUAUCGCGCUUGUUGUGAUCCUCGUGGCGUCGGAUGGGAUCGUCAACAUCAGCAACCGCUUCCCACGUAAGCUCAACUCCACAGUUUCGUUGUCUCUCAGACAGACCUGUGUUUUUCUUUAUUGUUAUUGCCAACUCUCAUGAAUAUUUUUUUGCGUAUUUACAGAGGUGAAGAUCAUCACGGGUGGAGUUGAUGGCACAGUAGACCCACAGACAGAGAGCAUUGUUCCCGGGUUCGGUGAUUUUGUCUUGCGCUAUAAUGGAGGCUCAUAAGCGAUUGUACUAUAGUUUUAAAAUCACAAGAGCAUUUUUGAAAUUACGUUACGACUUGGUGACUGCGGGACUUAACUGCAGUUCCCCAUAAUGCCGUCUAGCCGUAACGAUACAAAUACAUGAAUAAAAUGAUGUUAACCCUGCA
Molecule: messenger RNA, 1857 nt
Organism: Phytophthora nicotianae INRA-310
Lineage: Eukaryota; Oomycota; Peronosporomycetes; Peronosporales; Peronosporaceae
Exons: 3
Coding region: 78-1367 (429 amino acids)
Molecular function (GO): DNA binding
Source: RefSeq, a predicted model, not a curated record